AUGGCCACAGGUACAGUCAUGAUAACACUGAUUCUUCUGUCACUUUCGUUCCUCACACUGUUAGCCCUCCUGGGUAACAUACUUGUUGUGAUUUCUGUACGACGUUUCCCGCGGUUACGUUCUCAAUUCUGUUUCCACAUUCUAUCCGGAUUGGCUGCGGCGGAUAUCUGUGUAUCCGUAUUUGUGAUGCCAUGGUCUAUGGUUUAUCUUGUGCUCGAAUACUGGCCAUUUGGUUUGGUCCUGUGCAAUAUGUGGAUGUCGUCUGACGUGAUGUGCUGUACCGCGUCCAUUUUACAUUUGUGUCUUGUUGCUUUCGACCGAUAUCUUGCUAUUGCCUAUCCGCUGCGUUAUGGGAUCCUCGUGACGAAAACGAGGAUUCGUGUCUCCAUGGUUGUGAUAUGGCUGACCAGUGCAGCCAUAUCGUUUUUUCCAAUCCAUCUUGGGUGGUUUCACGUACAUACCAAUAGUUCAUCUGAUAAUCACACAGUCAUUAACUUUCGCGAUACAGGUCCACCAUUGUGUGAACUUGAAGUUAACGCUAUUUACGCAGUUGUUUCAUCAUCCACAUCAUUCUACGUCCCCUUUGUGGUUUGUGUGACAUUGUACAGUCGUAUAUUAUACAUUGCACAUCAACAGUUUAGGCAAGUGAGGAAAAUACGAGUGCCUUCAUUUCGAGAUCCUCGAAUAAAAUUUUCAAGUGUCGGGCAGGGAGGCACUAGCGGACAAACGGACACCAUGGCGAUGGAAAAAAACAAGGCCCAAGAAGAGUCAAAACAGACAACUUGGACAGCGGAAUUACGAAGACAGCCUAAUAAGAAUCGUCAUGGACUAUUGGUACACAGUGUACUCUCUCGUUUAUCAGUAACUGAUGGCAUCAGUAUGAGAAUUAUCCGAACUCGACGCGCCACGAGUAGUCCCUCAAUAGAAUUGAAACGAACGCGUAAGGAAACGGCGUCCGUCCACAAAACUGAGUUGAAGGCCAUCAAAACAAUAGGGCUUCUGUUGGGGUUCUUCAGCUUGUGUUGGCUACCAUUCUUCGUAGCUUAUCUGGUGCAAGCAUUCUGUACGGUGUCUUGUAAAAUACCACAUCGUCUUACAACAUUCCUCACAUGGAUCGGUUACGCAAAUAGUGCCGUGAACCCUGUUCUCUACGGAUUCCUACAACGCGACUUUCGAGCGGCAUUCUGCACUCUGAUUCAUAGACCGGUGCUUCAGUACGAAGUUCCGAAUCUUAAAACCAAACUUGGAAAGUUUUGUGUUGGUGACUCUAACCUGAACCAUUCGGCACCUGCUUGGGCUGGGGAUUACGAACUGAACCAGAAACCAAUGACUCUUGAACCCAUACGAAUUCAACUCAGCGGAGAGGAAAGUAGAGAAAUACACACGAAAGGAUAG
This is a messenger RNA of Opisthorchis viverrini, 1395 nucleotides long. RefSeq lists its product as hypothetical. The coding region runs from base 1 to 1395 and encodes 464 amino acids. Gene Ontology annotation, cellular component: membrane. Gene Ontology annotation, biological process: adenylate cyclase-activating adrenergic receptor signaling pathway. Gene Ontology annotation, molecular function: G protein-coupled receptor activity. The transcript has a single exon. The record is from RefSeq and is a predicted model, not a curated record. NCBI's taxonomy places the organism in Eukaryota, Metazoa, Platyhelminthes, Trematoda, Opisthorchiida, Opisthorchiidae.